AUGGAUUCCAGCGAACCAGAUGCAGAAACUCCCUUGCUCAGCAACACAUUAAGUGUACGAGAACCUUCAGGUCCUCGUUAUGGUGCUGAUACCUCCUUGGCAAAACCACACCAACCCGGCGAUGUCGAUACGCACCGGUCGCUAGAGGACGACGCUGUGCCCGAAACGGCAGUUCUUGGACGCAAUCUGGGAUGGAGCAGCGCAUACAUUCUCAUCAUCUCUCGGGUCAUCGGAAGCGGUAUUUUCGCAACUCCCGGAGCUAUCUUCAGCUCCGUCGGGAGUAUUGGACUGAGUUUGCUCCUCUGGGUUUCUGGGGCAAUCAUCAGCUGGUUUGGGCUGAUGGUUGCGCUCGAAUACGGCUGCAUGCUCCCGCGCUCUGGCGGGCAAAAGGUCUAUCUCGAAUUCACCUAUCGCCGCCCACGCUUUCUUGCGUCCACUCUCGUUGCUGUACAUGCGGUCAUCCUCGGAUUUACCGCCAGCAACUGCAUCGUAUUUGGGGAAUACCUUCUAUUCGCCUUAGGUAAAGCGCCCGCCGAACACCCAGUGCAAGUCAGAGCUCUGGCCCUCGGCCUCAUGACCGGCGUUACCGCCCUCCAUGCCUGCUCCAUGCGAACAGGCGUUGCGGUACAAAACAUCCUGGGCUGGGUCAAGAUCGGCUUGGUAAUUUUCAUGACCGUCUGUGCAGGCGCCGUUGUCGUUACCAGAUACACACCAAGCGAACCAGCGUUGCUCAGCCGCGAGCUUCACCUCCGUGCCUUUCCCUCGACAUGGGAUGGCAUCUGGGAAGGCUCGGUCUGGAAUUGGGGCGUCAUCAGCACGGCACUGUUCAAGGUAUUCUACAGCUAUGCCGGUCUGCAGAAUGUCAACAACGUCUUGAACGAGGUGCGAGAUCCUGUGAGAACACUUCGAUCUGCGGCUCCGACGGCGUUGGUGACGAUCUGCUUGCUUUACCUGCUCAUUAACGUUGCCUAUUUCUUGGUCAUUCCGCUUGACGAGAUAAAGAAAAGUGGAGAGUUGGUUGGUGCAUUAUUUUUCGAGAGGGUAUUCGGCGAAACUCUAGGAAACCUCCUGCUUCCCUUGGCUAUAGCGGUCUCAGCAGCAGGCAAUGUCAUGGUCGUUACAUUCGCUUUGAUAUACUCGUUCAUUCUCGAAGUAGAGGGUUAUCCAGGCCAAUUCUUCUCCCUCUUUGUUUCGCUAGGCUUAAUUCGCCUGCGGCGAGCUCGCCCGGAUCUCAAGCGCCCGUACCGAGCAUUUCUGCCGGCUGCUUGGUUUAACGUGUUCCUUUCCACCGCUCUGUUGUGUGCUCCGUUCAUUCCCUACAAUGGGGAAGACUGGAGUUCGCAUAUAUCCCGCGUUAGCUAUGCGUUGGUGGGCAUGUCCAUACUCCUCGUCAUGCUGCUUGCUUCCCUCGUUCUCUCGGUGGCCAGUGCGGCGGUCGUUGCGGCCCUCCCUGCGAAGCUUGCCGAUAACCCUGAAUGCACAGCACCACAGCAGAGACGCUCUUGGCACGACAUAAGUGACGCUGACAGGAAAGCUUACCUUGCCGCUAACCGCUGUCUCCUGACUUCGCCCCAGAAGCUCAAUCUCCUCCCCGGUGCCAAGACCAGAUGGGAUGAGCUGGUGUCUCUUCACCAGAUCCACGCCUUGCAAAUCCAUACGACCGGCCAGUUCCUGCCGUAUCACAGAUACUACCUGAAGACUCUCGAGUUCUUAUUGCAGGAGUGUGGCUACACAGGGGCUAUUCCCUACUGGGACGAAACUCGUGACGCCGGGAACUUCUCGACGAGUGUGAUUUUUGAUCCCGUUACCGGGUUUGGGGGAGGCGGCAAGGCAGCUGAUCCCUGUGUCCCCAACGGCCCCUUUGCAAAUCUUACGGUGAACAUCGGGCCGGGAUUUGGGUCUGAGGCUCGAUGUGUCAACCGAAGGAUUACAGACUUUUUCAGUUCUCAAUGCGGGACGUCAUUUGUCACGGCGGCGCUCAAUCACACCACUUACGAAAGUGUUCUUGACGGCAUCUACUCCGGCCCUCAUCUUCUAGGACACAUGUCGCUAGCAAUGAUGGACGGAAACUCGAUCACCUCAUCAGGCGAUCCGUUGUUCUUCAUGCACCAUGGCUUUGUUGACAAGAUGUGGGCGGACUGGCAAGCAGAGGACCCCCAAACGCGGUACAAGGAAAUCGGUGGACUGAACGCACAGGACCCAGACGUGGGCUUCUCGGAGUUUCCUGGAGGGAUGGAACAGGAGUCUUCUAUGUGGGGAACCCCCUCGUCGGCGAUUUUGGCCGUCACUCCAGACCCUGCAAGUGGCGACGAUGGCGGGAAGAAUCUGACACUGAACCAUGUCAUGUCUUCCUUGGGAAUCAUUCCCAAUGCCACUGUUGCGGACGUGAUGGAUAUCAAGGGCGGCUACCUAUGCUACGAGUAUGUUUGAAUAGCUCCGAGGAUAGCGCGAAUCACAAAUGCAAC
Chaetomium fimeti is the source of this 2465-nucleotide messenger RNA. RefSeq names its product amino acid permease-domain-containing protein. The transcript has 6 exons. Gene Ontology annotation, molecular function: oxidoreductase activity; L-amino acid transmembrane transporter activity. Lineage: Eukaryota; Fungi; Ascomycota; Sordariomycetes; Sordariales; Chaetomiaceae. The record is from RefSeq and is a predicted model, not a curated record. Gene Ontology annotation, biological process: amino acid transmembrane transport. The coding region runs from base 1 to 2430 and encodes 809 amino acids. Gene Ontology annotation, cellular component: membrane.